AUGAAUGAAAUUAAAAAAAUAAAUGAUUUAUUUUCUAUAAAAUCAAUUACAUCAAAAGAUGCUUCAGAAAUUAGAAAAAUGAUAAAAGAAUUGGCAGAUUAUGAAAAACUUGGUUCACAGAUGAUAUUAACAGAUGAUGAUAUUAAAAAUCAUAUUGAUAUGGGAAUUCUUAAGGGAUUCAUUGUUGUUUUACAAAAAAAUAACAAUGAAAUUGCUGGAAUGCUCCUAUAUUAUAUAGCAUACUCUUCAUGGAAAGGACCAUUUUAUUUUCUUGAAGAUAUAUAUGUUAAAAAUGACUACCGAAAACAAAAUAUUGGUAGACAUUUAUUUUAUGAACUUAUUCAGGUGGCAAGAAAAAAUAAUAUUAAAAAAAUAUCAUGGUCUGCUUUAAAAUGGAAUACUCCAGCAAUAAAUUUUUAUAAAAAAAUAGGAGCAGAAAAUCUUACAGAAACUGAGGACAGGAAUUAUAUACCGUUUUUAAAUGUUCUUCAAUCUCACUAA
Strongyloides ratti is the source of this 501-nucleotide messenger RNA. RefSeq names its product GNAT domain and Acyl-CoA N-acyltransferase domain-containing protein. The transcript has 3 exons. The record is from RefSeq and is a predicted model, not a curated record. NCBI's taxonomy places the organism in Eukaryota, Metazoa, Nematoda, Chromadorea, Rhabditida, Strongyloididae. Gene Ontology annotation, molecular function: N-acetyltransferase activity. The coding region runs from base 1 to 501 and encodes 166 amino acids.